This is a messenger RNA of Salarias fasciatus (jewelled blenny), 540 nucleotides long. RefSeq names its product homeobox protein goosecoid-2. Gene Ontology annotation, biological process: regulation of transcription by RNA polymerase II. The transcript has 3 exons. The record is from RefSeq and is a predicted model, not a curated record. NCBI's taxonomy places the organism in Eukaryota, Metazoa, Chordata, Actinopteri, Blenniiformes, Blenniidae. Gene Ontology annotation, molecular function: RNA polymerase II cis-regulatory region sequence-specific DNA binding; DNA-binding transcription factor activity, RNA polymerase II-specific. Bases 1 to 540 code for a protein of 179 amino acids. Gene Ontology annotation, cellular component: nucleus.
AUGGAUGGGCUGAUCAGGACGGUGGGGCAGAAGUUUCCCUUUACUAUAGAAAAUAUACUGAGCAAAUACCCAAGCAGCAGUGGAGAUAAGUAUGGACCAAGUGAAGUAAAGGAGAAGAUGGCAGCUCUUGCCGGCAGUCAUACAGAGGCUGUCCAUCACGCCUGUCUGUGUUGCUGCUACUGCUCCCAUUGUGCAGAUAUCUUCCAGACAGACCUCAUUCAUGAAGCCUGUCAGUACGGAUGGAGCCCAGCGCUGCUCUCAGACCAGUGCAGGCUGGGGGAUGCUCACAGGGAGGAGCCGUCACUCGGUCAGGUGCAGAGACGGACCAGGCGGCACCGGACUAUUUUCACAGAGGAACAGCUGGAUGCACUGGAAGAGCUGUUCCUUCAAAACCAGUAUCCAGAUGUGAACACGAGGGAGAAACUGGCACAGCAUGCUCACUUAAGAGAAGAGAGAGUAGAGGUUUGGUUUAAAAACCGAAGAGCGAAGUGGAGACGUCAGAAAAGACUCUCAUUUGUGGUGGGAAAUGCAGACAACUGA